AUGGUGUCCCAGACAAAACAGCCAAGGGCAAGCGCUCCAGCUGCCUCAUCACGCUCUACGUCGACCACGACGGUCUCAAAGGCGGCGAAACGAGCCAGUCUCAACGUCAAGCCAGCCACCAGCGUCCCAGGGCCAGCAAACCUCGCUGGUGACGUGCAGCCAGCGCCCAUUGCACCUCAAGUUGGGCCUACAGGAUCAAAUCUUGCCAUGCAGGCUAGACACGACCACACCGGUCCAUUUGCAGAUCACCCAAAGUUUAUCCCCUCACCAAAGAAAACAGUUGUAUCUCGCAAGACGGUGAAGACGCGUCCUCUGAAGAAACAUCCAAAGGCCGCAAAGAAAAACAAUGGAAAGCCAUGGUCCGAGGUGAUCCAACUUCUCACUCGGAUUCUCUUCGUCCUCUUCAGUAUCUAUUCUCUCUUCGUUUGCCCUCAUGACCCCAAACUCCAAUCACCUGUUUGCCGUGGCCUAGAUUAUUACCGACGAACUGUGGUGGAUCCUUAUAUCCUUCCUCCUCUCCGUGCUGUUGCAUUGCAUCCAGCCGUCGCCCCUCAAAUUGAGCGAGUUCGGCCGUAUGUUGAACAAGCAACGGAUGUCGCCAGGACCCAGUACAACCUCAUCUAUGACCGCGCUGUGCUGGAGAGUCAGCCUUAUGUUCAUUUGGCAAAGCAACAGUAUCACGCCCGGCUCCGUCCACAUGUACGCCUGAUGGAGUACAAUCUCCGAAAGUACCGACGACAAGCCCAGCCAUAUAUCAGUCUUGUGACAACAAAGGCGAUCGAAGGGUGGAAAAUGGCCCAACCUGUGGUCGCACCGCUUGUGCACAAAGCUCAAGAGGUUCCCAUCUUCCUCCAAACGUUCAUUGCGAAGCCCCUUGAACAAGGAAAGGAGAAAUGGGUGGAUCCACAGGUUCGCAAGAUUGUGGACAAAGUUCAUGAGAUGAGCAUCAAUGCCGCCAACGUUUCGGAGGACAAGGUCAUCCUAAACGACGAAACGGCAGCGACGACUGGAACGGCAACCUUUUACUCGUCUCCGUCCGAACUCCCAACGGCCUCAAUCACAGAACAAACCGCCACUGUGAGUUCGUCGGUACCUCCUGAACCAACAGUUCCGGAACCAGCUGUGCAUGACCCGACAUCAUCUACCACACUAGAUGCAGCCACAACUGCAGCGACUGCAGCGCCUGAAGCGACCGAGACCAUGGAUCCCUUGGACCAGCCACUCUACAACCCCAACUACCACGACGACGUCGAGGACCUCGACUUCUGGCAAGAAUUGGAAGAGUGGUUGUCCGAAUCUAUCCUCACGACGGAGAUUCAGUCGACCACCGUUACGAGCGCAAUCCCUAAGCCGACCAAGCUGACACCAGAACAGAAGGCAGAGCGUGAUCGGAAGGAAAAGGAGGAGACUGCCAUCAAGCGCAAGGAUAUCAUGGCUAGGCACGACAAAUGGGAAGAGCAGCUCGAGGCCUUGAUCACGUCCAAGAUAGAUACGCUUGCUGAGGAACUCAGAAAAGGCCGCGAAGUCGGUGUAAAGCAGCUCCAGUCACACCGUGGAAUCAACAGGCACAAGACCAACAUGGAAUUGUCACUGAAUCAUGCCGUCAGAAGUACCAGAGCAACUCUCGACAAGAUGCGAGAACACUGGGAGGACAGAUACGGCGAGGUGGAUGAAGAUUUUGCAGACAAGAUGCCCCGCUGGGCACAGACUCUUGAAGAUUUGGAGUUUGCAUUCGACAAGGAGGCCCGCAAAAUGAACGACGAAAUCUCCAACUGGAUCACUGUCUGGAUGAAGCGAGAGUCUGAACAGGUCGCGUCUGCGGUAGCCGCCAUCAAAGAGUUAGCCGACAAGGCCCAGGCAGACCUCAUCGGGGACUAUGCUUGGUUGAACGAUGUGACAUACAGGGACUGGGAGCGCUAUCACAAACUCAUGUUCCGCAGCCAAGAAGCGGAAGAAGAUAUCGGAAAGCUUUUUAACGGCAAGUUGGAGUCUAAGCCGCUCCCAAAUCCGAUCAAUGAAGCUAUGGCAAAGCUAAGUGCGGAGACGAAGUCGAUUACGGAGAAGUACAGGGCUGGCGUCAACAAAAUCCGUCAGGAAGGCUGGAAGUACCUUCUAGGAGACUCUGUCAGCCACGACAAGAUUCAACGUAGUGAUCCAGCCAAAGUUGUUGUUCCAGACAUUCCAGCCGUCGAGCCAGGGUUCACUAUCCUCCCAACGGACCCUGAAGAAACCGGAGAGGGCAUCAUCGAAGGCGCAGAGGCAUUUAUCGGAAAGGGCAAGGAGCAGGUCCAGCAAGCUAUUAAGCAAGCAGAAGAGGCAGCCGCAAAGCACGAAGAGCUCUAG
Messenger RNA from Serendipita indica DSM 11827, 2343 nucleotides. The record is from the annotation of a GenBank genome assembly. NCBI's taxonomy places the organism in Eukaryota, Fungi, Basidiomycota, Agaricomycetes, Sebacinales, Serendipitaceae.